Molecule: messenger RNA, 1974 nt
Organism: Exophiala mesophila
Lineage: Eukaryota; Fungi; Ascomycota; Eurotiomycetes; Chaetothyriales; Herpotrichiellaceae
Exons: 6
Coding region: 1-1974 (657 amino acids)
Molecular function (GO): NAD binding; FAD binding; oxidoreductase activity, acting on the CH-OH group of donors, NAD or NADP as acceptor
Source: RefSeq, a predicted model, not a curated record
AUGGUUCCCAAAGCCGACAUUCUCAUGAUCGAUUCGACUGUCCAGGUGAUCGACGUGGAACGGCGAGCAGCAUUGGCAGAGAAAUUCAAUCUCAUCUACUAUGACUGCGAAAACACCACCGAGUUCAUUCAGCGAUUGCAGCCAGGAGGGCCUUACUCCAAAAUUGUGGCUAUUCUGCGCAAUGGAUGGCUCAAAGCCGGCCCGCUAGCCCAACAGACGCCAUUUGCAUCCGAAAUAGUACCCCAUUACCCUCCAUCAUUGAAACUCAUUUGCUGCAGUGGUCACGGACACGAUGCUGCUGAUGUAGAUGCUAUAAAAGCGCGGGGCAUCUGGUACUGCAACACACCAGAUACAUGUACAGAAGCUGUGGCGAACACCUCUCUCUCUCUAGUGCUUGAGUGUUUCCGUUUCUUCACCUACGCUCAAUGGUGUGCACGAAAUGACUGGCUUUCAAGCCGGGAUCUGGGUCUCAAGGCUGUCGACCCAUGCGGUAAGGCGUUAGGGAUUGUUGGCAUGGGUGAUAUUGGGCUUGCCAUAGCGCAGAAAUGCGAAUCCGCGUUGGGCAUGAAGAUUCACUACCACGGACGAAGGCGCAAACUGGAUGCCGAACGUUUGUUGAAGUAUGGAGCUUCGUACCACGAGAACCUGGAUGAGAUGAUAUCUAUGGUCGAUUGUGUCGUGAUUGCGGCUCCAUACAGCAAAGACACACACCACUUACUGUCGCGUGAGCGACUUUCACUUGCCAAGAAGGAAGGGCUUCGUGUUGUCAAUAUAGCCAGGGGAAAGAUGAUAGACGAAGAUGCACUGAUCGAAGCGCUAGAGGAUGGGCGAGUCGUGGGAGCUGGCCUCGAUGUCCAUGCCAACGAGCCGGGGAUCAACCCAAAACUAAGGGACAAUUGGCGUGUGACGCUUCUGCCUCACAUUGGAGUUUGUUCACCAUCUUUCCUGGUCAUUGGCGCCGGGGUCAUCGGACUGACAACUGCUCUGGAACUCCGGGCGCGACAUCCGGAGGCUCGUAUCAAUAUUGCAGCAAAAUAUCUGCCUGGCGACUCAGCUCCGGAGUAUACCUCUGCUUGGGGAGGAGCAAAUUGGUUUCCGGCUUCUAACGAUAACGGUCGUCAGGAAGACUGGGACGCCAUCACAUAUAAAAAAUUCCGUCAGCUUUCAUCCACAUGCCCUGCUUCCGGCAUCUUACCGAUGAACAUAAGGUUCCAUUAUGAUAGACCAAUUGACGAGGUCGGUAUCAAAACACCAGCCACGGGAAAGCUAUGGUUCGAAGACCUGGUGGGCGGGCUGACCAAAAUACAAGGCGAUGCCUUGCCCGAGGGAACGGCUUUUGGCUUUGAAAUGGCAAGCUUUGUGAUUGAUGUACAGAAGUAUCUCCCCUGGUUACAAGCCGAAGCAGAGAGGCAAGGGAUUAAGAUUUACCGCAAAAUCUUUCACACCAUCCAAGAAGCAUUGUCUUUUGACUCGCAAGCAGUAGUGUUCAACUGCACGGGAAUCGGCUCGAUGACUUUGGGAGGUGUCCAAGACAACACUAUGUUCUCUGCCAGAGGGCAAAUUCUCCUGGUAGAAGCGCCAAAAGAACCAAUCCAGAAAAUGUAUUUCCGAGCUCCGCACCGUGACGCUGAUGCAACACACAUCUUUCCACGUGGUACUACAGGAGGAGUCAUUCUUGGUGGAUGCCGUCAAAAGGACAACUGGAAUGGUGAAGCCGAACUUGCCUUUGCAGAGGUCAUCAAGGCUCGAUGUUGUGCUUUAGUUCCUCAGCUUGGACGUCCAGAGGAUCUGAGGGUGGUGAAGCAUGGAGUAGGACUCCGGCCUGGUCGGAAGGGCGGAGCUCGUAUCGAGGCCGAGAGGUUUGACAACAGACUCGUCAUUCACAAUUAUGGUGCUGGAGGAACUGGAUUUCAAGCCUCGUGGGGGAUGGCGCAGUACGCCGUAGAUCUUGUCCCGCCGCGAGCUCAUCUGUGA